Molecule: messenger RNA, 3477 nt
Organism: Penicillium arizonense
Lineage: Eukaryota; Fungi; Ascomycota; Eurotiomycetes; Eurotiales; Aspergillaceae
Exons: 1
Coding region: 1-3477 (1158 amino acids)
Molecular function (GO): zinc ion binding; hydrolase activity, acting on acid anhydrides, in phosphorus-containing anhydrides; ATP binding
Source: RefSeq, a predicted model, not a curated record
AUGAGCCAUGAUGGAGAGCAACCGCCGUUAAAGAGGCAGCGUUUCUUUUCCGACAUUCCACCCUCGCCUUUACCGAUCCAAACCCGAGACACCAACGCGUCGUUCCUCAGUCACGCCGAAGGAAGCCUCGACCGAUUACCUGCAGAAGAUAAAGCAGAGAGUGAAUUCGAUGUUAAGCUAUUUACUAGCAUCAUUGGAGAAACACUGCCAUCCGAGUCCAUCGCAACUAUCCGAAAAGCCGCCUCAUACAAUAUUGAACGAGCUGUGAACAUAUACUUCGAUGGAUCAUGGAAGAAGCCCCGGGGGAUCAACUCCAUCUCCGCCAGCCGAGGUCAACAAAAUGGACUUCAAAUGAAAGCUGAACCUGGAACUGGGAGGUCGCGGGAAUCCAUCACUCAGCAGUCAAAGAGUGGUUUAAUGACAAUUGAAUCCCUCGUUCCAAAGCAACCUCUUUCCCGAUAUGUUGGGGCAUUUGGGGUCGGUGGAUGGGCAACGAGGAGUGGGCCAGCGUGUCUUAAGCAUGGGGAAAUCGUGAACAUCGAGCGAGCUCGAUCUCAGCCGACAUUAAAACGCGGUCGUGGGGGCAAAUCAUUCAUGAACCAUAAGAGCGAUGUUCUCACCCGCUUCACCAACACGUCUGGUCAAGAAAUCGGACGACUUCCCCACGAGAUAGCUGAGUGGGUGUCUACCCUGAUUGACCAGAAGAUCUGUCGUUUCGAAGGCGUCUGCGUGUUCGUACCCGACAGGGUCCGCGUCAAUGAUACAAUUUACUUGCAAUUGCGAGUCUUCAUGCGCCGAGAGGCAUUUCAACGCGGGGCUUUUGCUGCGCUGCACAAGGAUGACAAUAGGUCGACUGGCUUGUUCGAGGAGAAGGAGAGCACCGAAGAAAAGAAUUUGCGACUGCGCCAAGUGGCUCUUGUGAAAUUGUUCCAUGAGAUCAAUCUUCAUCCCACCUCGACCAACCCGACUACAGAAAAACAUAAAAGAGAUGGUCUUCUGCGUGCAGCCGAAAUUGCGGACCAGUAUGAUAGCGCCAAGAAAGAUAAGUCAAAGUCGACUAAAGAUCCCAACGACUCCUCCGAGGAAGAUCAAACCGAAGAACUGGAGGAAGACCAACUGGAUGCUCUCUACCGCAAGGCCCAGUCAUUCGAUUUUAACAUGCCCGGGGCCGAUCCCGCGCCCAGCUUCUCGCUUGAUUUAAGGAAAUAUCAACGUCAGGCUCUCCAUUGGAUGCUCUCCAAAGAGCAAGACUCAAAUCAAGCCCGAGAGAAGUCGAUGCAUCCCUUAUGGGAGGAGUACACGUGGCCCACGAAGGAUGUGGAUGACAAUGAUCUACCUCAGGUUCCAGAGAUUGAUCACUUCUACGUCAAUCCAUAUUCGGGCGAUCUAAGCGUCGACUUUCCUGCACAGGAACAACGCUGCCAGGGUGGAAUCCUGGCCGACGAGAUGGGACUUGGUAAAACGAUCGAGAUGCUCAGUUUGGUUCAUUCUCACAGAAUUGAGCCAGAUCCGCAAGUCGCGAAUGGUAUUGCCUCAGUGAAUGAUCUAGCAAGGAUGCCAGCCUCCACUGGAGUGGUUCCUGCGCCAUAUACCACAUUAGUGGUUGCCCCAACUUCGUUGAUCUCUCAAUGGGAAAGCGAGGCAUUGAAAGCCGGAACAUUGAGAGUUCUCGUAUAUUAUGGAGCAGACAAGGCUAUGAACUUGAGGGAGAUAUGCUGUGAAUCCAAACAUGCAACGGCACCUCAAGUGAUUGUCACCAGCUAUGGUGUGGUACUAUCGGAGUUCCGCCAACUCGCUCUCCAGUCUGCGCUGGGACCCAGCGCAACUGGGGGUCUGUUCUCUGUCAACUUCUUCCGAAUAAUCCUUGACGAAGCCCAUGUCAUCAAGAACCGUCGCUCCAAAUCAGCACAAGCAUGCUGUGAGCUGAUGGCAGCCCAUCGAUGGGCUCUGACCGGUACACCGAUUGUCAAUCGACUCGAAGACCUAUUUAGUCUAGUGCGUUUCCUCAAAGUCGAACCAUGGAGUAAUUUUUCUUUCUGGAAGACUUUCAUCACCGUGCCAUUUGAAUCGAAAGAGUACGUGCGUGCCCUGAACGUGGUUCAAAGCGUGCUAGAGCCACUUGUGCUUCGACGAACCAAGUCGAUGAAGACCCCCGAAGGCGAGCCAUUGGUUCCCUUACCGCGGAAGACCAUUACCAUCGAGGAAGUAGAACUUCCAACCCAAGAACGAGAGAUUUAUGACUGUAUAUUCACACGUGCCAAACGAACCUACAACGAUAAUGUCGAGGCUGGCACACUUUUGAAAUCGUAUACCACUAUCUUUGCUCAAAUCCUUCGACUUCGUCAGACCUGCUGCCAUCCUGUGCUGACACGUAACAAAUCAAUUGUUGCAGAUGAAGAGGAUAGAGCAGUGGCCGCCGAUGCCACGAAUGAGCUGAAAGAUGACAUGGAUCUUCAAGAGCUGAUCGACCAGUUCAAUGCUGAAAAUGAGAAUGCCGAAUCCCAAGAAUGCUCAGGGGCAACAGUUAAAUUUACAACACAUGCUCUCCGUCAAAUCCAAACUGAGUCCAGCGGAGAAUGCCCUAUCUGCUGUGAAGAGCCUAUGAUCGACCCUGCGGUGACCGCAUGUUGGCAUAGUGCUUGCAAAAAAUGUCUCGAAGACUUCAUGCAACACCAGAUGAACAAGAACGUCCAGGCAAGAUGCUUCAACUGUCGUGCCCCAGUCGACGCAAAGAACAUCUUCGAGGUAGUUCGGCAUCCGUCCUCGCACUCGGUCCCUCUCGACGACGAUAUCGUGAGCAGCAUACCACCAACCAGCUCCCAGCCGGCCCCUCGCAUCUCUCUCCGUCGCAUCUAUCCUCUGUCUCCAUCCGCCCAUACCUCCGCCAAGAUCCACGCUCUCAUCAACCAUCUCUCCCGCAUUCCCCCUAACACAAAAUCCGUCGUCUUCUCCCAAUUUACCUCAUUCCUAGACCUCAUCGGCCCCCAGCUCUCCAAAGUUGGAAUCUCCCAUCUCCGACUCGACGGCACAAUGCCACAAAAGGCCCGUGCUGCAGUCUUAGCCGAAUUCACAAAAGAAGAAAGCUACACCGAUGACGAUAUCAUCGAUCCAGAAGAUGAUACUCCAGGGGGAGAGGGUCGUGCCAAAAUCCCAGCACCUUCAGUCCUCCUCAUCUCCCUCCGUGCCGGUGGUGUCGGCCUCAACCUUACAGCGGCUAGCCACGUCUUCGUCAUGGAUCCAUGGUGGAGUUUCGCAAUCGAAGCCCAAGCCAUCGAUCGCGUCCACCGAAUGGGUCAAACUCGGGAUGUCUCCGUCACACGGUUCAUAGUCAAAGACUCCAUUGAGGGCCGCAUGUUGCGCGUCCAGGAACGUAAGAUGAACAUUGCAGGGUCACUCGGGCUGAGGGUUGGUGGUGACGAUGGUGACGAAGAUAAGAAGAAGGAUAAGAUUGAGGAGUUGAAGAUGUUAUUCGAGUGA